AACGGAAAAAUUUAGAUGAAAAUCAGUUCUAUUAAUAUUUACACUUUGAAUGCUAUUUUUAUUCGCGGGUUUUUUCUGUUCUCUAAACAUAUCACUUUUCGCCUCUUUAUUUACAGAUGGUUUGUUGAUAUGGAUUCAGUGUUUACCAUGUUACUUAUCUUAAUUGUUCAACUUUUCAAUCCUAAUUCAAAUGGAUGCCAAUUUAAUGAUUGAAAUUGGACGAUUUAAAAUUUAAGAGUUUUUCCUUUAGCUAACCAUUUCAUCCGACUUCAAUAUUGUCUGGUUUAAUGUCUAGUAAUCAAAUUACAUCCUGCUUUAUUCAAACUUACCUGCAGCCAUCAAAUCGUUUAGAUUAGGAUCAAUUGAUGACGAACCAUUUUGUAACUUGAUGCAUUGAAUCUUAAAUGCUAACCAAUGUUAAACUUACGUCAAUCUAUUUUAUUAAGGAAUAGUUUCAUCGAUGUACGAUUUCUAUCAAAGAAAUUAAUUAAGAGCAAGAUUGAUUAUUCUUUGGUCCCUAAGCUUGAUGAAAAAGAUUUGGAUGAAACAUUUACUCAUGGAAGUGGACCUGGAGGUUCGAAAGUUAAUAAAUCUGAAAAUUGUGUCGUCUUAGUUCAUAAACCUACAGGCAUUGUGGUAAAGAAUCACGAAUUUAGAGAAUUGGAGCGUAACCGUAAAAGAGCUAGAGAAUUAAUGGUUACUAAGUUGGAUAAUUUCAUCAACGGCGAUAGAAGUGUCGAAGCCCAAAUUAGGGCCGUUGAAGAUGAAAUAAGAAUUAAAAAAGAGGCUGAAGCUGCUAAAAGACGCGAAUUAAAAAGAAAAGUAAAGGAGCUUUGGGACAAAGGAAAUCCACCGACUGAAAAAAUCCAUGAUCAGAUGGAGACUAAUACUGACUCUACAAAAUAAUCAAUCAAAUCGGCUAAAAAUACAGACUUUUAGUGAUGCCAAUAAUCCCUUUUAAGGCUUAAGUGAAAGGAAAUAUUUUGUUUUAAUAAGUUUUGUUAUUCUAAAUUGGUAGUCACCGACUCUCAUUGCUACUACAAUUCAAAGUUUCCGAGAAUAAACUUUGUUAUAUUUCAGCUUCCAUGUCAUACCAGAGAAGAUAUUUUGUACAAGUCAGUUUCAUACUCAAAA
Tetranychus urticae (two-spotted spider mite) is the source of this 1134-nucleotide messenger RNA. Its product is annotated as mitochondrial translation release factor in rescue. Gene Ontology annotation, molecular function: translation release factor activity. The record is from RefSeq and is a predicted model, not a curated record. NCBI's taxonomy places the organism in Eukaryota, Metazoa, Arthropoda, Arachnida, Trombidiformes, Tetranychidae. Gene Ontology annotation, cellular component: mitochondrion. Gene Ontology annotation, biological process: translational termination.